Messenger RNA from Seriola dumerili (greater amberjack), 1427 nucleotides. Its product is annotated as claudin-19-like. Lineage: Eukaryota; Metazoa; Chordata; Actinopteri; Carangiformes; Carangidae. The transcript is spliced from 4 exons. The record is from RefSeq and is a predicted model, not a curated record. Gene Ontology annotation, biological process: cell adhesion; bicellular tight junction assembly. Gene Ontology annotation, cellular component: bicellular tight junction; plasma membrane. The coding region runs from base 182 to 766 and encodes 194 amino acids. Gene Ontology annotation, molecular function: structural molecule activity.
AGAGCGCGUAUAACGGUCUGUAGCUAGAGGUGCAUUUUAAGGGAAAUAACUUUAAAUCAGUGAGUGUUGACUUCAGUGACAACUUGAAACUUCUUUUUCCUCACCACAUUUUUGUUAAUUUCCCGCCAAGUUGUCGGACUUCUUAAUUCUCUGACGUCCUGUCUGCUGUUGUUUGGAUACGAUGUCCAGCUCGGGAAUGCAGCUCCUCGGUUUCUUCCUCACUCUGGCCGGUCUCGGUGCCACUGUUGCCGCCACUUUCAUGGUUGAAUGGAAGCAAAGGUUGCAGGGCAGUACGCACUACUUCUAUGAGGGCUUGUGGAUGAGCUGCAGUGGCAAUGAUAUAACAACCUGCGAAAUACACGAGUCCCUCCUAAAACUGCCAGUUGAAGUCCAGGCCACCAGGGCAGUGAUGCUGCUCAGCAUCUUCCUCUCCACUGUGGCGCUGAUGGUCUCCACUGUGGGAAUGAAGUGCACCCGCUUCAUGGACGGCAGGGCCGAGAGCAAAUCCAUAGCAGCUAUGAUCGGAGGAAUCAUGUUCAUGGUUUCAGGUUUAUUGACCAUCGUCAUCACCUCCUGGUAUGUCAAAAUGAUCAUUCAGACCUUCCAUGAGUCCAAUCACCUGCAAAGGUACCGCAGUCAAGAGAAGCCAACUCUGAGUUUGGUAAGGCAGUGUUUAUCAGCUGGGCCGGUGGCCUCCUCACUAUGGCUGGUGGUGCUUUCCUGGGCUGUCGGCGAUGCUCGCGGCCCGAGUCUUCGGAGUCUAUAAGCUCCAACCACCUCCUGUCCACCACCAACCCCAAGUCCAACUACGUCUAGUUGGGAGGGCACAGGAGAAGGGAAGGCACAGUCCGUCCAGAGUUCAACGCCUAGGAGGUGGAAACACACCACUGUGAGAUAGUUGUAAAUAUCCUACCUACAUCCAGCCAGUAACUUGGAUCAGGAACAGAAUCACACACAGGAUCAGGCUGUGUGACAUGACUUGUGGCUGCAAACAGCCACGGUUGCAGUUUUUCCUGCUGUCAGGUGUAAGAAUGUGAAGUAAUUAGAAAAUGAUUUGUGUGGUUUUCCUUUUGAUUCUACAUGUCCAGUUUAAACACAAUGGACUUUGUCAGCCUGUUUGUAUACAUGUGAAAUUAGUUUCUCUUCACAAUCAACAAUGAAGAACACUUGUUUGAAUAGUUUACAAUGUAGCCAUAAGGUUUUUACACUCUGCAGCGGGACUUCUGUACUUUGAUGGUGUACUUUGCUAUACUUGCUAUCCCUUUACCUCUUCAGUUUCACACUGGUGUCGAUAUUUGUUUGUGUAUGUUGUUUAUUAUACGACUAAAGUUUUAUAUUUUGAGUCUUGUGUAACUCCUCAGGUUGUUUUUAUUGUUUAUGUAAUAUAUUCUAUGGCAAUUUGAAAGAUAACUGUAUGUACAUUAUGA